Molecule: messenger RNA, 693 nt
Organism: Microthlaspi erraticum
Lineage: Eukaryota; Viridiplantae; Streptophyta; Magnoliopsida; Brassicales; Brassicaceae
Source: the annotation of a GenBank genome assembly
AUGGAGGUUUUGGUUCGCAGUUUCUCUAGCAGAGGGGAGAAAUCAGCUAAGGAUGUUCUCACUAAGGAGCAGAAGCUGGUUGGCUUUUAUCAAGCAGAGAGUUCACGCUAUCUCUCAUCUGAUGGACUCUUCUUCGCUAACAUGGGAACCCGUUUCUCUCCCUCAAAGUCUAGAGAGUUCAGCAAGAGCCUUCAGUUGAGCAGAGAGUCUACAGAGGACACUGUCUUCAAGUACCUCAUGGAGGCUUCUUCCUCUUGGCUCUCCCGUCCUUUGAAGAAGCUCAGUCCUUUGAACCUGGACAGGAUGAUAAGGCUCACAUCAUAUGUUCAAAGGAAAGAGGCUAGAUUCAUGGACUUUGCACUUGGCGGUCCCUCUGAAUUCUCGAUCCCUAGGUUCUACGACGGUGAUACCGCAGCUCGAGCUCUUGCGCGAGUCGUGAGCCCCUUGGCGAUUUUCCUUCUGUGGCUUCUGGUCAAGACCGUCCACUCUGCGAAGCACGACGAGGCCAUUGCAAGGAAGAACAUGAAGGAUAUGGCUCGACUCAGACAGCUCAUGGUCAGCGAUAACGAUGAGUCCAUGGCAAAGGCCAUGGUGGAUGUUGGAAGUCAGAUUGAAGGCAUCCGUAUGGAAGUAGCCAAUGACAGAGAGACUUUCAGUGAGGAGUUGAAGAAGAAGAAAGACAGAGAAGGAUGA